Messenger RNA from Colletotrichum chrysophilum, 2154 nucleotides. RefSeq lists its product as uncharacterized. The transcript is spliced from 7 exons. The record is from RefSeq and is a predicted model, not a curated record. Gene Ontology annotation, biological process: positive regulation of kinase activity; phosphatidylinositol biosynthetic process. Gene Ontology annotation, cellular component: PAS complex; endosome membrane; fungal-type vacuole membrane. Lineage: Eukaryota; Fungi; Ascomycota; Sordariomycetes; Glomerellales; Glomerellaceae. Bases 1 to 2154 code for a protein of 717 amino acids.
AUGGAUGUUGGUAUACAGCGAGCUCUGAACGACAAACUUUACGACAAACGGAAAGUUGGAGCACUUGAACUCGAGCGCGUCAUCCGCGAGUUGGUCGUCACCAGAGACUAUUCGAGAGUGCAAGCCAUCCUCGAGCAGCUAUGCAAUGAGUUUGCUUACGCUGUUCACCAGCCCCAUGCCAGAAAUGGAGGUCUGAUCGGCCUGGCUGCCGCUGCCAUCGCACUUGGUCCUGAACUGCCACGUUAUUUGGAAAAGAUAGUGCCUCCAGUCUUGGCAUGCUUUACGGACCAAGAUGCCAGGGUGAGGUACUACGCCUGCGAGGCCAUGUACAACAUUGCCAAGGUGGCCAAAGGGGAGAUCUUGAUAUACUUUAAUGACAUAUUCGACGCUCUCUGCAAGCUUGGAGCAGACUCAGAGUUAUCCGUCAAGAACGGCGCUGAACUGCUCGACAGACUCAUUAAGGACAUUGUCUCCGAGUCAGCUGCAUCCUACGUAUCCGUCUUGGAAGGAGAGUUGGGCCAGGAAUUCACCGACAAAGCAGACGCUGAGGAUCGCCCUCCUCCGCCGACCGCCUUCUCCUUACGCCGCUUCAUACCUCUUCUCCAAGAACGUGUCUGGGUUAUCAAUCCCUUCACUCGCCAAUUCCUUGUUGGCUGGAUUACACUGCUCGAUUCUAUCCCCGAUCUCGAGCUGGUAACAUUCCUACCUGACUUCUUAGGCGGUUUGCUCAAGUUCUUGAGUGAUCCCAAUCGAGACGUUCACGUUGCCACCCAGUCUUGCCUAGAUAAGUUUCUCAGCGAGAUCAAACGGAUCUCGAGAGUUAAGAAGGGCAUUGCAGAGAGCAAAAAGUCUCGAGAGGGCGGGAAACGCAAACGUGAGGAGUCUGUCGAUUCAGGAAGUGUUCAAAUUGAGCCCGAAGACGGCGAUGAAAUCACUUCACACAGCGAUGAUGAGGGUAGUGGCGAGGAGGACUGGAUACCAGGUCAAGAUGUCCAAAUCAACUACCGAAAAAUUCUUGAGAUCCUUACAGCUACGCUCGACUCACCCCUUGAAGAAGAUUCCCUGCUGGAAUCUCUGCGCUGGAUUGUCGAGUUUUUGGACAUUUGCCCUGAAGAGGUGUUGCCGUUCACCCCCAAAGUCCUGGCUCAUAUGCUUCCUGCUAUGGCCAGCGGCGUCGAAUCCAUUCGCCAGGCUGCCGCCCGUGUCAACGCCGGCCUAAUGGACUAUGUUGUUUCGCUGUCAGACGAGCCCGGAAUCGGGGGGCUUUCCCACUCUAACACUCGCAUACCUCUUUCCAGUGAGCGCCAAGAUGGAGCGUCUAGUGCACGCGCUUCUCUUUCUAGCUCUCGGGAUUUGGAAAUGAGAAGCCCGACUCCUGCUCAGGGACAUAACCGGUCCCUCUCAACACCAAACCCACCUUCUUCGACCGCUCAUCCCCAGGUUGACUUGGAUUAUGCCGCAGCGGUCAACGCGCUCACGUUGCUAUUCCUCAAUGAUCAUGAGGCAACCCGGGUUGCCGCGCUAACGUGGCUGAUCAUGCUCCACAGGAAGGCGCCUCGCAAAGUGCUCGCCUUCAAUGACGGAACCUUUCCGGCGUUGCUCAAGACACUUUCAGACCCAGCUGAGGCAGUAGUAACCAAGGAUCUACAAUUGUUAUCACAAAUAUCUCGCAACAGCGAAGAUGACUACUUUUCCAACUUUAUGGUCAAUCUGCUUCAGCUCUUUGCUACCGACAGAAAGUUGCUUGAGACUCGCGGAAACUUGAUCAUACGCCAGCUCUGUGUUAGCCUCAGCGCCGAGAGAAUUUACCGAACACUCGCCGACUGCAUAGAAAAAGAGGAAGAUGUGGAGUUUGCCAGUAUUAUGGUGCAGAACCUGAACAACAACCUCAUCACAGCACCGGAGCUUUCGGAGCUUCGCAAGAGGCUCCGCAACUUGGAAUCCAAGAUCGAUAAGCUGGUGCAGUUGAUAGAGUCUCCUGUGUUCACCUAUCUUCGAUUGCAGCUGCUGGAGCCGGAAAAGUAUCCCCAUUUGUACAAAUGCCUGUAUGGACUUCUGAUGCUCCUCCCACAAUCCUCCGCCUUCGCCGCCUUGAAGAACCGUCUCAACAGUGUCAGCUCGAUCGGCUACCUUCAUAUUGCACCCAAAGUGUGA